CCAGUAUUAUUAUUCCGUAUGCUUAUGUCCGUAUAAAUGGCAGUCUAUCAUCAUACAUUAUUAUCAUUGUGCAUGAUAAUACUCAUGUUUAAUGUAGAUCAAACCUUGGCUUAUGAUGAUGAUGACAGAUGUCUAGGAGCCGCAAUAGUAGCACGAGGGGAUAUAAGGAAACCUGAUGGUCCUGCAGUGACCUUAUUCCACUUCAAUACGGUAUCCCCGAUUGUUCGAUCGUCCACUCCGUUUAUGUUGCAUGCAUCGGUACUGUCUGUUGGAGAGGGCCCAUACUGGUCCCCUGCACCCCUGCCGCAAGGCCUUAGCUGUCUAUCAUACGACAAGUCCGUUACAGAAAGCAUAUUCCCCUUCAAAGAAAGGCUUCUUAGUAGCCUACCGAAUACAUUCAAAUUGUCUAAUAAUAUAUCAGCCAUCAUCGUCCAAAGCCCAGAUGUUGCAUCAGCAACUGGUAUGCCAUUAUCAAGACUAAUAUCCGAGUUAGCUGCCAGGGAUGAUACAACUGAUGUCCGAAAUAAAUACGGAUGUCAGAGGCUAUUAUCAUAUACCCAAACCCAGAAGGGUGUUACUAUACUAGCCGAGUCAUGUUCACUACUAUCCCCUAUGUGCCAUAUACACCACCUGAAGGGGCCAACACAGACUUGUGCGCUCGAGCACCAACGGAGGGAUAUAGCUAAUGAAGGUGCUCAUAAGCAACUCUAUGCUACCCUCAAUGCAUCGAUAGAUGCCCCAGUAAGAGCAUUCGAAUGGUUACCAUCAGAGCUGUUCGUAGACCCUGAUGAGCUAUAUGAUCAUAGCAUGAUGGGUACAUAUCCAUUGGCGAGAGUGGAUAUAGAGGUACCAUCCUUUAUGAACUACCCCUUGCCAGUUAUCACUGAUACGUACCCUAUACCAGUACAUACACGUUAUACUAGACCAGACUGCCAGAAGCCCUUUGAAGUUAAUAGGUCACAGCUGGAUGCUCAUAGAUGCCAGGGCUACUAUCAUGCAUGGCUUGGAUCUCCUAUAUGGUUUGCUACUAGUAAUACAACAUCAUGUGCUGCGGAAAAGGGUAAUGUAUUUACCGAACUUGGUAUAGCAGAGGAUAGCAUAGUAAACACCAUGUACUCCAUCAUCAUACAAGCAGGCUCUCAACACACCAAUCGUGUUGUACCAUUAUCCGUUAUGCCUGCUGCCCCAAUAGAUUUAUCAAUACCUAGUGGUAAUACUGAGAUACGUGAUGUAGUACUAUGGUCAUCAGCAUGUAUAGUAGUACUGGCUACUAUUAUUGUUAUUAAUACUAUUAUCAAGGCAUUAUCAUUACAAUCUACAGUCAAGGAUACUAAAAAGAAGGAGGAGUAGUUAUAUGAUACAACAACGACAAGAGUGUAUCAUCAUUACUACGAC
Perkinsus marinus ATCC 50983 is the source of this 1395-nucleotide messenger RNA. RefSeq lists its product as hypothetical. The coding region runs from base 37 to 1350 and encodes 437 amino acids. Lineage: Eukaryota; Perkinsozoa; Perkinsida; Perkinsidae. Gene Ontology annotation, biological process: GPI anchor biosynthetic process. The transcript has 12 exons. Gene Ontology annotation, cellular component: endoplasmic reticulum membrane. The record is from RefSeq and is a predicted model, not a curated record.